Messenger RNA from Laccaria bicolor S238N-H82, 810 nucleotides. RefSeq lists its product as uncharacterized. The transcript has 9 exons. The record is from RefSeq and is a predicted model, not a curated record. NCBI's taxonomy places the organism in Eukaryota, Fungi, Basidiomycota, Agaricomycetes, Agaricales, Hydnangiaceae. Gene Ontology annotation, cellular component: cytoplasm; nucleus. Bases 1 to 810 code for a protein of 269 amino acids.
AUGGCUGCAAAAAGAACUGUCCUAGUAUUGCAUGGAUACUCGCAGAAUGGAAGCAUAUUCAGCAAACGACUUGGAGCGCUGCGCAAAGAAUGCGCAAAGGACAUUGACUUUGUGUUUCUCGACGCCCCCCACAUCCUCAAGCCAGCAGAGCUGGCCCACCAAGCGAAUAGGAUGCAAUCCCUUGGUCUUCGAGCUGAAAUACAGUCAAACGAAGCUACAAUCGCCGAAACGGAUCCAGAGUCGCCGCCCCGGGCAUGGUGGAAGGCGUCGAAGGAUAGAACGAAGGCGUUUGGGUUGGAGGAGUCGAUUUUGGUGGUUAGGGCCGCGUUGAAGGAGAGGAAAUUUGACGGCGUUCUUGGCUUUAGCCAAGGUGCUGCGUUCGCUGCUGUGAUAUCAGCUUUGUUAGAACGACCUGAGCUGUAUCCGCCUUUUAUGGUCAAUGAUCAACCUCCACAUCCGCCUUUCGAAUUUUGUGUUGCGGUAUCUGGAUUCAGACUCAACGACCCUUUUUGCCAUCCGCUGUUCACGCCUUCCUACUCCACCCCCACGCUACAUAUUCUAGGAAAGACGGAUGUAGUCGUUGUUGAAGAGCGGUCAAAGCAACUGAUCGACGUUUCGAGUAAUAAACGCGUCGAAGAACAUGCUGGUGGUCAUUUUGUUCCGUCCAAGGGCAACUGGCGUAAAUUUCUAGCUGCAUAUCUCAAGAACCCCUCCGCCCCUCACCCAUCGCCAAGCCUGUCGGAGCCUGUCGAGGUCAUCAGACCGGAGGGAGUGCCUCUAUCGGGGUUAGGAUUGGGACUACGUUUAUGA